AUGUCUGUAGCUUUUUUGUACACAAAAUUAGGAGAGAAGAUGUUGAAUGUAAACCAAUUACUUGCAAAAUGCAAAACCCUCAACCAUCUAAAGCAACUGCACGUCUUUAUCAUCACUCUUGGUUACGGCCAGAGUGAAAUCUACGCCUUCAAGCUCGUCCGCUUCUGCCUUGUCACUCUCCCCAAUGCCAACCUUCCCUAUGCUCGCCUCAUCUUCGACUGCCUCCACUACCCGAAUGUAUACCAUUACGCUGCCAUGAUUGCCGGUUAUGCCUCCCAGUCCCACCAUCAUUCUGUUUUUUUGUUGUACCGACGCAUGUUUUGUCAGGGAAGCCCUCAACCCAACCAUUUUAUCUACCCCCACAUCUUGAGAUCUAGUCCAGAGGUUUUUAAGUCUCACGGGACUGAAUUGGUGCAUACCCACAUCAUGAAAUCGGGUUUUGGCCAAUACCCUGUUGUGCAAACAGCUCUUCUUGAUUCCUACUCGAGGUUCCGCUCCGAUGUUGGCUCAGCAAGGCGGGUGUAUGAUGAAAUGUCUGAGAAAAAUGUCGUGACCUGGACGGCUAUGAUUUCUGGGUACACUAGAGUUGGGGACAUUGGUGGUGCUCUGUUGUUGUUCGAGAAAAUGCCAGAGAGAGAUGUCCCUUCUUGGAAUGCUGUUAUUGCGGGGUGCACGCAGAAUGGCCAGUUCUCGGAGGCAAUUUCUCUGUUCAAAAAAAUGGUUUAUAUUGCACAUGGGGAGAAACAUCGAGAAAAUAGGCCGAAUCAGGUUACUGCUGUAUGUGUUCUUUCGGCUUGUAGUCACACUGGCAUGCUGCAGCUUGGUAAAUCUAUGCACAACUAUGUUUACAAAAAUGCGCUUGGUCCAGAUUCAUUUGUUUCCAAUGCUUUAGUAGAUAUGUAUGGGAAAUGUGGGAGCUUGAAAGUGGCAAGAAGGGUUUUCGACAGGACCUCGCAAAAAAGCUUGACCUCUUGGAAUUCCAUGAUAAACUCUUAUGCUCUGCACGGCGAUAGUGACAAUGCAAUUUGUGUGUUUGAGGACAUGAUACAGUGUGGGGCUGAUGUAAGACCAGAUGAGGUCACUUUUGUAGGCUUAUUCAAUGCCUGCACGCAUGGAGGGUUGGUAGAGAAAGGUAUUUCUUAUUUUGAUUUGAUGACUCUGGGUUAUGGGAUUGAGCCUCAGAUAGAACACUAUGGAUGCUUGAUAGACCUUCUUGGUCGAGCAGGUCGAUUUGAGGAAGCCAUGGAAGCUGUGAGGGGAAUGAAAAUUGAACCCGAUGAGGUCAUAUGGGGUUCUCUGCUUAAUGGAUGUAAGAUUCAUGGUCGCACAGAUCUCGCAGAAAUUGCAGUUAAAAGGUUGAUUCAACUUGAACCAAAUAAUGGUGCGUAUGGGACCAUGUUGGCCAAUAUAUAUGGGCAGUUGGGGAAGUGGGAUGAUGUCCGAAAUGUGAGAAAGAUGCUGAGGGAGCAAAAUGCUUAUAAAACCCCAGGUUGCAGUUGGAUUGAGGUUGAUAAUCAAGUUUACCAAUUUUAUUCAAUUGACAAAUCACAUCCUAGAACGGAAGAGAUCUACCAAAUCCUAGACAUUCUCCUCUUAUUUCUUCCCAACAUAUGAACUGUGUUUAAAAGCCCAAAUAUAGUCAACUGUUCAAGCAAGCUUACCUGGUUCCUACCUAUUAAAGUAAGGAUGAGAGCGAGAGAGAACGAAUUUUGUGAUAUAAGUUGCAUUCAAGGGUCUAAAGUGUGUCUCAGUGCAACCAUGUAACUUAACCCAAGUGACUUGCUGCGGCACUUCAAGUUGUGGAAAUAUAUAUUUUUCCUUUUGCUGGCUGUGCGAAUACAGCCAGCGACCUGAAUUGGCCCUCCAUUUAACUGGAAAUGAGGUUAUGACUGAAGAUGUCUUUGGCUUUGUGCGCCUCGCACAGGUGAUUACCUUCUUAUACUGGACCACCCUUUUGCAUUAGCGAGUCUUGUAGCUGAGUUGGUAGUGUCCAACGCACAACACCAGUGGUCUUUCUGCUUUCCAAGUGAUAAUUCGUAACAACAUUUUUGUUCUGGGAUUUCUGUACCUAGUCUUCCUAUAAUUCUUCGCAUCAGAAGUUAGUAUUAUCUGGACUUGACCUACAUAAUGCCAACACAAAAUUAUGAUAGAGGCAGUUGAAAACCACAUGCCUGAAGUGAGCAUUGUCAAUAAGAUUGGCACGGAAAAAACUCUUGUUUGUUGCUCGAUUUCUGAGAGAGGGGUCGGCGUAUUGCUACUGCUCAUGGGCUGACGCUUUCUGGAGAGAGGGGUCGGCGUAUUGCUACUUCUCAUGGGCUGACACUUUCUGGUUUGUUCUGGUCUCUAUAUAAUCUGAGACGGUGUGCUCUGGACAAUUUUCUCUUCUUUCCAUUUCAUCAAAUUGAAUAAUUCACAGAUGUACUAGACUUUAUGUUGUGUUUGCAUUUUCCAUAUGAGAAUUCUUUAUUCAUUGGUGCACUGGAAUGAUAGUUUCUUUUUCUCUA
This is a messenger RNA of Pyrus x bretschneideri (Chinese white pear), 2504 nucleotides long. RefSeq names its product pentatricopeptide repeat-containing protein At1g33350. Gene Ontology annotation, biological process: RNA modification. Gene Ontology annotation, molecular function: RNA binding; protein binding. The record is from RefSeq and is a predicted model, not a curated record. Lineage: Eukaryota; Viridiplantae; Streptophyta; Magnoliopsida; Rosales; Rosaceae. Bases 1 to 1614 code for a protein of 537 amino acids. The transcript is spliced from 3 exons.